UAUACCUUCGAUCCAACGGACCCUGCACCCCCUCAUCACUCCCACACAAACGGAGACUCCAAUCCGAUCCAACGCAAGCCAAAAUUUUCUCACAUGGUCCUCCGCAAUUUUCCCGGAAAAUUCCCUCCCUAGCCUUACAAUUUUCCCGCCAAAAUCCUUAUUCGAUCAGUGAGGUGUGUUAAUGGCGGAUUCAGAUAACGAAUCGGGGGGUCACAACAACGCGAACAGUGAGCUAUCGGCCAGACCGAGGGAGCAAGACAGGUUCCUUCCGAUCGCGAACGUGAGUCGAAUCAUGAAAAAGGCUUUACCGGCGAACGCCAAGAUCUCCAAGGACGCGAAGGAGACUGUGCAAGAGUGCGUGUCGGAGUUCAUCAGUUUCAUCACCGGCGAAGCCUCCGACAAGUGCCAGAGAGAGAAGCGUAAGACGAUCAACGGCGACGAUCUACUCUGGGCCAUGACCACGCUAGGGUUUGAAGAGUACGUAGAGCCUCUCAAGGUUUACUUAGCCAAGUACAGAGAGAUGGAGGGUGAGAAGACCACCAUGGGCCGCCAGGGCGACAAGGACGGAUCCUCCGGCGGCGGAGGCUCCGCCGCGGGCGGCGGAGUUAGUCCCGGCGGCGGUGGAUUUAACGGAGGAGGAAUGUACGGUGGGAUGCAGGGGGGAUCAACGAUGAUGAUGAUGGGGCAGGGGCACCAUCAUCAUCAUCAUCAGGGCCAGAUGUACGGCUCUGGUUAUCAGAUGGGGAUUGGGAAGGGUGGUGCGGGCAGUGCGGGCAGUGGUGGUGGAGCGUCCACUGUGAGAAGGUAGGUAGUGAUGAGUAUUAUACUGUGUAGUCAAUCCUUUGAUGUGGGUGAUGUUGUUCUGUUCAUAACUGUUUUUAGGACUUUUUUUUAGUUUAAUUUUUUGCCUUUUAAUCAUUAACCUGUGGAAUUUAUAGAGAUGUGUAAGAUUUUUUUUUUUAUUUACUUUUUUUUGGUUAAUUUUGUGAAAUUGAAAAUGGUAUAAGUGUAAUUGUGGAAAGAAGGAAAUGAGGAUAAUGAUAAUGCAAACUAGUGAUUAGCUAGAAUUUGUAAUUGAUGAAAGUGAAGAAGAAGAAGAAGAUUCAUGUAAUGGAAUGGAAGAUAAGGGGUUGUUUGUAUGAACUCUUGUUUUUUGUUUUUUUUUUCCUUUGAACUUGUUGGUUAGUAGUAGAACUUUGUGUGAUUUGCAAAAUUUGGGGAAGAGUUAGAAUUGAGAUAUAUUUAUAUGGUAAAAAAAGGUAUUCUUUGUA
This is a messenger RNA of Camellia sinensis, 1271 nucleotides long. Its product is annotated as nuclear transcription factor Y subunit B-3. Gene Ontology annotation, molecular function: DNA-binding transcription activator activity, RNA polymerase II-specific; protein heterodimerization activity; RNA polymerase II cis-regulatory region sequence-specific DNA binding. Gene Ontology annotation, cellular component: nucleus; CCAAT-binding factor complex. Gene Ontology annotation, biological process: regulation of transcription by RNA polymerase II. The record is from RefSeq and is a predicted model, not a curated record. Lineage: Eukaryota; Viridiplantae; Streptophyta; Magnoliopsida; Ericales; Theaceae.